UUCGCGUUUUACAUAUCGAUUAAUUUGGCUUUAAAUAAAAAACUAAACUUUCAAUUUAUGUACAUGAAGGUAUAUUUAAGGUAAUUUGCUAAUUUGAGCAACUUUUAACUAGCAAGUACACAAAAUAAAUACAAUAAUAGUCACAAGAAUUUAUUCUGAUAGCUCAUAAUAUAUUUUAAGUCAAUCUUCUUGUUUUAUUAGUACAUAUUUUAAGUGUAUUUAGUUCAGCUAUGUUUUAGAGAGAUAGUUGUAAUAAAACUUUUUUUAAAACUUACUGCAACAUAUUGUAAAGUUAAAGCAAGAGUGAUGAGUAGGUGGUCUGAUUUUUUAAAAUGUAUAUCACAAUUAUACUAGAGUUUUAAUCAUUAAUGCUGGAAAGAAGUUCUUAGUAGUGGUUGAGAAGUAUCUGAGGCGUAAAUCUCGGAUAAAGGAUAUCGACAUUUUUUUUUAGUUAUCGGCUAAUGUUUCCCUUAUCUUUUAUGAUGGGCAUGACUAUAACGCACAACGACACACUCCUUACGAUUAGAAGAAGGUCUCUUGCACCAUUAAAACUCGUGCAAAUUUCGAUAUCGAAAUUGCUGAUAAGCGGAUCUAGCGAUAAGGACAUUGAGGAAGCAAUACAACUAUCCAUACAAGGUUUAAUGUCGGUACGAUCCGUUCUGGGGGAUUCCAACCAGCCGAUGUUGAACACUAUUACAUAUCAACUUCACCAUCACAAAUAUGACACUGUUUGCUACUCACAUAAGAGGUGUAGGGUAGAUGAGAGCUCAUGGUGGCACACUACUACUCUCUGCCCAUCUGAGUAUAUUUAG
Nezara viridula (southern green stink bug) is the source of this 812-nucleotide messenger RNA. NCBI's taxonomy places the organism in Eukaryota, Metazoa, Arthropoda, Insecta, Hemiptera, Pentatomidae. The record is from the annotation of a GenBank genome assembly.